Anarrhichthys ocellatus (wolf-eel) is the source of this 2964-nucleotide messenger RNA. RefSeq names its product myosin XVIIIB (gene myo18b). Gene Ontology annotation, molecular function: cytoskeletal motor activity; actin filament binding; protein phosphatase binding. Gene Ontology annotation, biological process: negative regulation of G1/S transition of mitotic cell cycle; neuron projection morphogenesis; phosphatidylinositol 3-kinase/protein kinase B signal transduction. NCBI's taxonomy places the organism in Eukaryota, Metazoa, Chordata, Actinopteri, Perciformes, Anarhichadidae. The transcript is spliced from 21 exons. Gene Ontology annotation, cellular component: myosin complex; nucleoplasm; perinuclear region of cytoplasm. The annotation marks the transcript as partial. The record is from RefSeq and is a predicted model, not a curated record.
AUGAAGCCGGUUCAGGAGCUUAUAAAAGAGGAGAAGACGCCGGUGGCCGUGGCCGAACCUCCUCCGCCUCUGUCGGCUCUGCCGGGCGGCUUCCUCAAACAGCUGGUGAGAGACUCGGAGAAGGAGACUAAACAGAAAGAGCCGGAGGCCAAAGACGAGAGACCACCGAACAAGCUGAGCGACGACCUCGUGCAGCAGUUCCUCCUCCCGGAUCAGACUCCUCCGAUCCUCGAGGCGGAGAUGUCGCUCCGGGCCGAACAGCUCGUCAACAACAACAACAACAACAUCAGCAUCAAGCGGUCGGACGCCCAGAGCCACGGUUACGCUCCGGACCGAGGAACCGGGCGGGAAACCAAACAGGAAGUGAAGAUGGAGAGGAGCGAGAAGGAGGAGGAGAGGAGAGAGGAGGUGCAGCAGGUGGAGAAAAGGAAAGAGGAAGGGAUGGAGGAGAGGCAGGAGCCGGAGGGGAGGCAAGCAGACAUGAGUGUGACGGAGCCGGACAGGAGAGAGGUCAGAGAUGUUUGGUACGAAGCUGGAACUGUUUGGUUCGUCCACAAGGAGGGGUUCACCCUCGCCACUCAGCUGAAGCCGGACGAAGGCACACCUGAACUCCCAGAAGGCCGAGUGAGAGUCCGUCUGCAGACAGACGGGUCGCUGCACGACGUGACAGAGUACGAGAUCGAGAAGUGUAACCCGUCUGAGCUGGACCUGUGCGAGGACCUGAGCAACCUGCAGAGCGUCAACGAAUGUGGAGUUCUGCACAAUCUGACCAGUCGAGCUAAAGCCAACAUGCCGCUCACACAGGCGGGACCCAACCUGGUGAACUUGUGGCCUCCGCUGCAGGCUCACAGCAAGACCCCAAAGUCUCGGCGAGGGGAGUCGGUGUGGGACGCUCCUCCUGCUCUGGCUGCUCUGGUCAAACGGGUGUACGUGUCCAUGGUCGGCACCAGGAGGGACCACAGUGUGUGUGCGGUGGGACGCAGCGGCACCGGCAAGACCACCGUGUGCCAGGCCUUCACCCUCGCUCUCCUCAGACAGGCCGGGAUGACAGGGGAGAAGAUCAGCGUGGACCGUGUCCAGGCCAUGUUCACCAUCCUGAGGUCUUUCGGCUGCGUGAGCUCGCCGCACAGUGACGCUUCGUCUCGAUUCGCCAUGGUCUUCUCUCUGGACUUUAACCACGCCGGACAGGCUGCCGCUGGACACCUACAGACGAUGAUGUUGGACAAGUGGAAAGUGUGUCAGAAGACUCAGGGAGAGAGUAACUUCCUGGUCUUCUCUCAGAUGCUGGCAGGAGUCGGCACAGAGAUGAGGACGGAGCUGCAGCUGCAUCAGCUUCCUCAGUCCAACUCUUUUGGGAUCGUUCAUCCCACCAAGGUUGAGGAGAAACAGCGUGCGUCCGUCGCCUUCACCAAGCUGCUGGUUGCGAUGGAAACGCUGAGCUUCUCAGCCGGCGAGCAGAAGGCCAUAUGGCACGUUCUGGCUGGUAUUUACCAUCUGGGAGCCGCCGGGGCCUGUAAAGUGGGCAGGAGACAGUUUGUGAACUUCGACUGCUCUCAGGUGGCCAGCGGCGUCCUCGGAUGUGGGGGAGAAGAUCUGCACACCGCCGUCUUCAAACACCACCUCCGACAGCUGCUGCAGAGAGCCACCGGGGGCAGCAGAGAGGGGAGCUCUGCUGCAGAGUCGGAGGAGGGUCCCAGACUGACGGCUGCUCAGUGUGUUGAAGGGAUGGCUGCUGGACUCUAUGAAGAACUCUUCACCUCCAUAGUGUCGCUUAUCAACAGGGCUCUGAGCAGUCCUCAGCUGACGUUGGCCUCGGUGAUGGUGGUGGACGCGCCGGGCCUCAGGAACCCGAGACACUCUGCGGAGGAGCGAGCCGCCAGCUGGUCCGAACUCUGCCACAACUACCUGCAGGAGCGUCUGCUGGAGCAGUACCACACACACACCUUCACACACACACGGGAGAGAUACACACAGGAGAAGAUCCCAAUGGAGGGGGAGAGUCCAGAGAACAGUCCGGCUGAGGUGGUGUCUGCUAUCGACCAGCCGCCUCCACAGGUCCGGGCGGCAUGUGGAGACCCCAGAGGUCUGUUGUGGGUUCUCGAUGAGGAGAUGGUGACACCAUCCUCCAGUGAGAACAGCACCCUGGAGAGAGUCUGCCAGUAUUACAGCAACACUGUGCGUCAGUGCGAGCAGCCGCUGCAGUGUGAGGUGAACCACCUGAUGGGCUGCGACCCGGUCCGCUACGACCUGACCGGAUGGAUCGGUCUGAUCCAGAACAACCCGUCUGCUCUGAACGCCAUCUGUGUGCUGCAGAACUCCACCAUAGCGGAGGUGAAGGCCAUGUUCACCCAGAAGAUCUCUCUGCCCCCUCUGUGUCGAGGUCUGGGGGGUCUGGAGGGAGGCAGCCAGCGCUCUCUGCAGAGGAACGGCAUCAUCAGGAAGACCUUCAGCGGAGGAAUGGCCGCCAUACGCAGACACUCCCAGAGCAUCGCCGUCAAACUGCAGGCAGACUCUCUGGUGAACCUGAUCCGUCGAGCCCGGCCGGUGUUCCUUCAGUGUGUGAGCGCCAAGACGGACGGUGGAGGUUUUGACGUGGCGGCGCUCAGAGUCCAGCUUCACUCCACACAGAUCCUGUCGGCCCUGCAGCUCCACCGCACAGGCUAUCCAGAGCACAUGACUCUGAGCGACUUCAGGUGUCAUUUCCAGGCGCUGUCGCCUCCCAUCAUGAAACGUUACGCUUCAAUGUUUGUCAGCCACGAUGAGAGAAAGGCGGUGGAGGAGUUACUGGUGGAGUUGGAUCUGGACAAAAAGAGCAUCGUCGUGGGCGCCAGCCGGGUGUUCAUGAAGCGAGGUAUGCUGCGUUACCUGGAGCAGCAGAGGGACCAGCAGGUCACCGGCUGGUUGGUCCACCUGCAGGCCGCCUCCAUGGCACAUCUGGCCCGUCAGAAGUACUGCAAACUCAAG